Molecule: messenger RNA, 1056 nt
Organism: Clarias gariepinus (North African catfish)
Lineage: Eukaryota; Metazoa; Chordata; Actinopteri; Siluriformes; Clariidae
Product: glutathione S-transferase Mu 3-like
Exons: 9
Coding region: 45-704 (219 amino acids)
Biological process (GO): glutathione metabolic process
Molecular function (GO): glutathione transferase activity
Source: RefSeq, a predicted model, not a curated record
UGUGUUCGUUUGAAUGGUAGGUUGGAUGCUGGUUUAUUGGUGAGAUGGCGAUGAAGCUGGCUUACUGGGAUAUUAGAGGGCUUGCUCAGCCCAUUCGCCUGCUGUUGGAGUACACUGACACCAAAUGGGAGGAUAAACUCUAUUCAUGCGGUGAAGCUCCCAAUUAUGAUAAAAGCUGCUGGUUUGAUGAGAAACCGAAGCUCAAAAUGGACUUUCCUAAUCUGCCCUACCUUGAGGAUGGAGAGAGGAAAAUUGUGCAGAGUAACGCCAUACUGAGAUACAUCGCCCGCAAACACAACCUGUGUGGGGAGACAGAGGACGAGAUUGUCAGAGUGGACGUCCUGGAAAAUCAGGCAAUGGACUUCCGGAAUGGAUUUGUCAUGCUCUGUUAUCUAGACUUUGACAGCAAAAAGCAAGGCUACUUGGAAGCACUGCCUGGAAUUCUGAAGCAAUUCUCUGACUUUUUGGGGGAACGAAAGUGGUUUGCUGGUGAUAAGAUCACUUUUGUGGACUUCAUUAUGUAUGAAUUGUUGGACCAGCACCGUAUGUUUGAACCCAAAUGCCUGGACAAUUUCAAGAACCUUAGAGAUAUGUUGGACAGAUUUGAGGCGCUUGAGAAGAUAUCAGCGUACAUGAAGUCGAACAGAUUCAUGAAAACACCUGUAAACAACAAGAUGGCAAAGUGGGGAAACAAGAAGGAAUGAAGCAGCGUCAUGUUUUUGAUGUGAUGGUACUCUAAAGUACAGCAACUGUAGGUGAUGAUAAUGGAGUUUUUGCCAAACAAUGUUUUAAAUCACCUUUAAAAGCCUUAAGGUCCCUAAACAGCAUAGUUUUAAGAUGCUGUAAUAAAAUGAAAUUAGGCCAACCUAUUUUGAAAAUUGUAUUAAUAAAGGUACAACAAAAGCACUUAAAUUUCAAUUUCAACUGUGUAAAUCAGAAAAAAAAAUGCCUUGUUUAAAAUUUGUAUGCUUUUGUGUACUAAUUUUGAAGAGUGACAAAUUGUUCACUUUUUCUAUUUUCACUCAAUAAAAACUGUGAGAUUUGUGUUUACUGCCA